UCGCGGAAACGGAUGUGACGUAGAGCGAAGACGCUAAAGUUUGAAGGAUUUUGAGCGGCGAGAUUCGUGCUCAGGAUCUUCAUUUCAGGUCUGAAGUUAUAUUUACACGUAAAUACCUAUUUUCAACACGCCAUUAAACCCAUUUUGAAAGUUGGGCAGAAAACGACUCAUAAAACGCGAAAAUUAGCUAGACUGACCUGGUUCAGCUCGGCUAACGGCCACCAUGAAGAAACAAGAAGGCUCAUGGGAGAGACUUGAUACUGAAUUUGACCAUCUGCUCCUGGAUAUGAAACCCUAUAUGCUUAAACAUCCAAAUAAAACAGAACGCCAGCAUUGCGCCGUAUGGAUAAAGAAGCUGUGCGACCCAGCUGCAUGUGGUUCAGAUCGAAAGAAUCGCAACAUGUACGCUCGUGUGCUCCUCCACAUGCUCAAGAGAGGCGUUCUGGAGGGUCCUUUCACCAGCAAACCAGAGCACGGGGGCCUCAAGACACUCCCUGCUUAUAUGUCCAUCUACUUUGAGGAGCCACUGAGUGGUCUAUGUGGUGAGCAGAGCAACAGAGGUGUACCCGACUGGGUGAGAGGAGAUCUGAGUGGCUGCACUGAUGACAGCUUGGCUGCAGAUCUACUGAAAAAAAGACCCAGUUCAACACCUGUUAGAGCUCUUCACAGGAGAAGGCUGAAUGAAGAGGAGAACUCUUCCCUGCCCAUGUCCUCCAGUCCUCUCAAACAAGCACCCAGAAAAGAUGCCAGGCAGGUUAGUUUAUCAGCACACAGUCCUACCCACCUCUGGGGUUCAAGAUCCAUCAGAGUUGAUACAUUUAUCUGAGGUUGAAGUGUUCCACAACAAACAUGGUUUCAGUUUACAGAUAACGCUUAAGGGAAAUUUCAUACACUGAAAACGUGCAGGUUAAAAAAUAGAGCUAUCGGUUUUUAACAUUCAGAAAUUCACAGCUUCAUAAUCCAUUAACUAACUUGGACAGUUCUGGUUAAAAAAAUAAUACAGGUUAAGCACUGUUUUGAGACUCUUUGAAGAAGCCCAGGUGGAUCUGGUCAUUUAUGAGGGUGUAGUUUAGCUGGGCUGUCCAUCCUGUAUACGUGAAUUUAUAGUCUGGCCAUGGCCCAGAGGGAGAGCUCAGUCAUGAGGCGAGAUCUAUGGAUGUCUUUCAAAUCGUCUCCACAUGCUAUUGGUCAACAAACAACGUGACAUACUCACCAAUACAGGUGUCAGUGAACGGGAGCAGUCUGCCAUACACUGUUUAAGGGCUUAAAUUUCUCUAUCUGCUCUUGACUCAAAGAAAAGCCCAAGUCUGCAAGGUCCAAAGUUUAUGCCAACGUCAUUUCUAACAAGCUGUCACCAUCUUGUUCCACUCCAUCGCAUUAUCAUGCCCACCGAACCAGUAGAGCGCUGUGAUUGACCCACCAAACAGAAAAAAUGCAGUGAUUGGCCCACCAUCAGAGAGAGUGCUUUGAUUGGCCCACCAAACAGAAAGAGCGCUAUGAUUGGCCAACCAAACAGAGAGAGGGCCGUGAUUGGCCCACCAAACCAAUAGAGUUCUGUGAUUGGCCCACCAAACCAAUAGAGAGCUGUGAUUAGCCAUGUUCGAGAUAAGUCAGUUCUGUGCAGAUUAGAUCAGCUGUGAUCGGCGAGAAGUGCGUGCCGGUUAGAUUUGUGUCCAACUUGAUGCCGACUUGCUCUGACGUCAUGCAUACGUAGGCAACGAUAAACUCGUGAGAUCAAGGUGGCCGCAGAUUUUGGAGCAAGGCGCUGCAGUUGCUCUCCCUCAGCUGCAAAACCUAGGGGAUGACGGGAAACGCCUGGCUCUCACCUGUUCUAAGAUCUGAUUGGUUCAUAUUUUGAUCUGAACAUCCGGUGGUAGAACAUGAAACGCUAGUUGUUCACAUGUAUUCUGUAAAUCACGUUAUGUUGAUGAUGACAACUAUAUAGGCCAUAAAGAGAAAUGUGUUUUGUGUUAUUUUGUCACGUUUCCUAUGAGCACACUGAAGCUACAGCUGAUAACCUUUACUUAUUAUUACAGUCAUGUCUUCAAAUAGAAUAUUUGAUAUCCACAAGUACGUGAGGAUGUGUUUCAGCUGCUAACAGGCACCAGAAUUAAAAUUGAAAAUGAAACAAGUGUGAAUGCUAAUGCGAUGUGUUCAUCCGUCGUCACCUGUGAGCUACACAUGUAGGGAAAUCCGUCCGACUUAAACGCCGGCUUUCAGCCACUCCCCCUGCUGCUUCCGUCUGCUCUCGUCUGGUUUCCAGGCGAGGCGCAGCUCAACUCGAACACGGCCAUUGACCCACCAAACAGAAAGAGCGCUGUGAUUGGCCCACCAAACAGAGAGAGGGUAGUGAUUGGCCCACCAAACCAAUAGAGAGCUGCGAUUGGCCUACCAAACCAAUAGAGAGGUGUGAUUGACCCACCAAACAGAUCGAGCGCUGUCAUUGGUCCAUCAAACCAAUAGAGAGUUGUGAUUGGCCCACCAAACAGAUCGAGCGCUGUCAUUGGUCCACCAAAGCGAAAGAAUGCUGUGAUUCAUCCAAUGGCCCAUGUGGUAUUUUGAUAACCAGUCCACACACAGCCACAACCUGCUUUUUGGUGCCAGACAAGAAUAAAAUAUUUCAGAAAAGCUUAACAUCCUGAGUUUAAAGUUGCAGCAGAGCUGUGUUGUCACGCUGUACUGGAAGAAGUGUAAUUCUUCAGCCAAUAAGCAAGUCAUCAUCUGUAGAUACUACUUUGAUUAAUACCACAUGGUGCUUACGUUCCUGAUACAAUACAGAGACUGUGAAAUGCUGGUUUGAACAGCAUGUCCAGCAACCUGAAAGGAAAGAUUUACUCUGAGGGUGAGGCCUUCAUACCAAAUUUUAACCAGAGGGGACAUUUAAUCCUCAGAUUUUCCGUUCAGCUUUUUCUCUGUUGGUGCUUUUAAGCAAACGCUCCAUCUGAUCCUAAUCAUAUCCAAUAUCUGCCUCUUUCCUAUUGGUCACAAUUCUAUUAGAUAGUUCCUCUAUUUUAGACUUUAAACUGACCUUGAGAAAAGGGUCAGAGACACAGAUAUAACGUGGGAGUAGAGUACUGUUGGUUUGGGAGGAAAGCACAUAAGGGCGUAUCUUCUGCCUGUAAGCUUGAAGAAACCUCUUGUUGCCAAGAGAGGAAUUAUAACAUAUCAGCAGGCAGAGAUAACCUCCGCCAGUUCCUGUUGUUUGCUUCUUUGAGCCAAACUGCCAAUCAAAGUGCUGGCAAGAGUAAUUUAAAUCCCAUCCUCUAGUUUGAAUCACCCUGCUGUUGACGCUACCCAUCUUUUUCCCUUCUCAGGUGGACGGGGUGUUAAAAGCUAACCCGUAUUCUGAUGACAGUGACCUGGAGGCUUGUCUCAACAGCUGGAGCCUGGGGAUCGAGAACCCCAGGUAUUUAAGAGAGAAUCCCGUUCCCUUUUGCCCA
This is a messenger RNA of Nothobranchius furzeri (turquoise killifish), 3440 nucleotides long. NCBI's taxonomy places the organism in Eukaryota, Metazoa, Chordata, Actinopteri, Cyprinodontiformes, Nothobranchiidae. The record is from RefSeq and is a predicted model, not a curated record.